Molecule: messenger RNA, 461 nt
Organism: Ruditapes philippinarum (Manila clam)
Lineage: Eukaryota; Metazoa; Mollusca; Bivalvia; Venerida; Veneridae
Product: complement C1q tumor necrosis factor-related protein 3-like
Exons: 2
Coding region: 69-422 (117 amino acids)
Molecular function (GO): protein binding
Source: RefSeq, a predicted model, not a curated record
AAUCAAGACGAAGGCGUGAGACGGAAGUUGUGGCCUUCUCAGUUUACAUUAGUCACAAUAUUAAUCAUAUGGGGAUUGGACACCAUAUUGUUUUUGACAAAGCCAUUACAAACGACGGAGCUGGAUAUAACGUUUAUACAGGAAUAUUUACAGUUCCAGUGACCGGACUCUACCUAUUUACGUUCAGCGUGAGUGACCGCGACCGUUUAACUGUUCUACAAUUGGUUAUAGACGGGUUUAACUUGGUUGACAUUAAAGACAGACCUGUCAAUAAUGCACAGACCAUGAGCAGCAACACGGUGAUAGUCCAUGUAAACAAAGGACAAUCGGUAUGGAUCCAGGACUAUGCAUUAAACGAUGCGUCAAUACUUUCGCGUGAAAUUUACCGUUACUGCACAUUUUCUGGAAUUCGUCUGUAUUAAAUAUGCUCAGAAAAUAAAUCAGUAGUUCAGAAGUCCAAA